AUGAACACAACACGGCAAUCCUCCAUGAAGAAAUCCCAGCCUGCUCAAAUUGAAAUGUUGCAGGAGGAAUCAGAUGAUGAGUCAGAUGGUGAUUGGUCAAAAUCUGAGGGGGGUGAUGAUUCCCUUAGUAAAUCUGACGAUGAGAUCCUUCAAUCUGAUGAAGAGGUUGAACUGAAUGAUGAUGUCCUCUAUGAUGGUGGACCAUUGGAAGUGGAUGAAUCGAACAAUAUGGAGCAGUCCAAUGAUGAGGAUGAUCCUGUUGUGGUGAAGUCGAUUGGGUUUGGAGAAUUGGUUCAUUUUGUGAAUGAUCUAUGCAUUAAUUAUCACAUGGUACCAAUUUCAAUGUCGAAGGCAAACAAAGCUUCAGUGAAAACUGCCAUGGUUGCUUGGGGCUGGCAUGAGGAUGAAAGAGAUGGAGAGGGUUGGAAGGACUAUGUUAAGAACUAUCAGACCUGGGUCCCAGCGAUUCAUAAGAAUCUGUUUGAGAAUUACCUGUCAAGCUUUGUGGAACUCCUUACAGCCACAAAUGCGAAAGGAGAUUCCAAAAUCUAUGGACCCAACAAAGCCUUUCCUCGAGCCAAUCUGAAUGAAUUAAUCCAGGACUACCUUGAAGACGAAAUGCAGGCAGGCAGGGUUGAUUCCGCCCAGUGGAGAGCUAUCCUUGAAUUUAUUCAAGGGGAGGAAGCAUGCUGCUUAGUGGAGGUAGAGUAG
Messenger RNA from Seminavis robusta, 711 nucleotides. The record is from the annotation of a GenBank genome assembly. NCBI's taxonomy places the organism in Eukaryota, Bacillariophyta, Bacillariophyceae, Naviculales, Naviculaceae.